CUCCACAGCUCGGGUGUUUGUUUAGCCAAGAGCGGCAGCAGUAGAGAAGAGGAUUAUGGUAUUACGGCCAGUGUCGUUGGUCAUGUGAGCUGGCGGGGGCGACACUGACCCUGCUUACCUUCUCUUGCUUAUCUAUGCCCUCGCAAAUCCAACAGGAUCGCUUGAAUUUCCUACAUGGACGAGUGAAGAAUAAAACAAAAGACAGAGGAAUUAAACAUCUUGAUGUCAGGAGCAGGGAGUCCGACGGUGUCCACACUGUGAGGAGUAAAUACAGGAACAACUCCGGCCUCGGAACAUGAUCGGCUGUGAAGGCCUGACCGGGUGAGAGCCUGAGAGGAGGCCGCUCCAAUGGCGUGGAUCGAGCCCCGAUCGCGUCCAGACGCAGAGCGAGAAGGACAGCUGACACCUUACAAUCUCAGGACUCAAAUAUCCGCACAAGCAUAUUCAUCAACCAUUCCUCAGGUCCAGCCUUCAAUUUUAGCACCCGUCCUCAUCCUGCUGCUCACUGCCUUUGCAGACCUCUGUGUAGCUGGUCCACCCCAGCCAGCCCGGCCCCCUCUCCUGUCUGGACAGCCUUUCAUCAUCUUUUGGGGCAUCCCCAACUCUGCCUGCUCUGGUAGGACAGAUCCCAGAUCUUUUGGGAUGGAGCAGGAGGGCCGGGUGGCUCUCUUUUACGAGGACAUGCUGGGGAACUACCCGUAUUUUGUAGACAAAGACACUCCGGUUAAUGGGGGGCUACCGCAGCACACGCGACUUGAUAACCACCUCCAGAAGACACAGCUGGACUUGGAAGCAGCUUUACCUGCACCGAGGUAUCUUGGGUUGGGGGUGCUGCGCUGGGCAGAGUGGUCCCCCCAGUGGUUCAGGAACAGAGAGAAGCAAAUUAUGUAUCUGGAAGCAUCGAGGAACCUGCUGAAGAAUUUCUUCCCUAGCUGGACUCCGGAGGAGGUGGAGAAGUGGUCUCAGGUGGACUUCGAGGCAGCCGCCCAGGCAGUAAUGAUGGAGACGCUACGGGAGGCCAAAAGAUUACGGCCCAAAGCAUUAUGGGGUGUCUCACCUUACCCCAGCUGCUACAACGGCAACCCUGCCCAAACCAUGCUCACCAAUUACACCGGCCAGUGCCCUGCUGCAGAGAUGGCCCUUAACGACGAGCUUCUGUGGCUCUGGAAACGAAGCUCCGCCCUCUACCCGCUCCUCACUCUGGAGAAGCUGCAGGGCGGGACCUCAGGAGCCAGACUUUAUUUAUCCAGUCAAGUAAGAGAAGCACUGCGAGUAUCAUCUCUGACUGGGACGGCGUUUGAUCUUCCUGUAUUCCCACUGGUCAAGAGCGUCUACACCUCAACUAAUACCUUCCUCUCACAGACAGACCUGGUCAACACCAUAGGAGAAAGUGCUGCAUUGGGAACAGCUGGAGUUGUCAUCUGGGAGAGAAAUGAGACUAAAACAGAGAGAGAGUGCCAGGACCUGGCAGAGUUCGUCCGCCAGGUCCUCGGACCAUAUUCCAUCAAUGUAACCACGGCAACUCGGCUUUGCUCAGCUUCUCUGUGCCAGGGAAAGGGCCGAUGUGUGCGUCAAAAACCAGAAAGCUCCGCCUACCUCCACCUCCAGCCCCCAUCUGAAGUAGUUGAGAAGGUGACGGAAAAGGCAGAGGCAGCAAAAGCCACAGACCAGCCAGACACAGACACUAAACCAGCUGAACCAGACCCAGCUGAGAUAUGGAAGAAAGAUUUCCAGUGCCAGUGGUACAAGACCGCAGACGGAGACGUCUCCGACCAACAGCCCCCCAAAGACGGAACGUCUUUUGGGGGAACAGUAGAAGUGAACACUGUAGAAGUUGUGGGAACUACUACAACAGCAUCUACAACAGCAUCUACAACAGCAUCUACAAUAGCUUCUACAAUGAAAGGUGCCCCUGUGACUGAGUCAAGCAGUUCACUGAGCAGUUCAGUGGAUACUGUGAGUCCAUCGCCUUCACUGGAGGUACCUACAGACGGUGGUACGAAUCCCCCGAGUGCCCCUCACCUGACUGUUCUGCUGCUGCUGGUGAUUGGACGUCUGUGCCUGGAACCUUAAAAUGUGAAAUAAACCUGCCUUCACCUGGAAGGUCUGGGCUAUAACAGCCCUUCUUAAGUGCCCUUGAGCAAGACACUGAAUCCCUGCUUUGCUGCAGAUGUGCUGCUUUGUAGCUGAACAUGACCUUAGAGCAUCAAAAGAAAAAAACACUAUGUCCAGUCCUUAUCACUGGAUGUGCCAAGAGACAGUGGUAUAAAUACUGGCUGUAUUUUAAACCUUUUCUCUGAAAGGAGAAAGAACGUUCCAGAUCAUUGUUAUUUUGAUUAUGAUUAUUAUUGUCAUGUCAAAACACCAGUCUUCCAACCACAAAUACAUGAAAACAGUCUGUAAAACUGUAAAAAAAAAAAAGGUUCUUUCUUUAUUAUUCAGUGCACUUAUGUGGAAAUGAUUUCUUCAUUAUAAGGCCAUUAUUUACAAAUCCACAUUUCAAAAGGACUAUUUCUCUGAAAUUUAUUCAUUUAAGAUCAAAACCACUGACAAUGAAGAGUGUAAAUGAUCCAGAUUAACACAGAAUAUUCAUAAAUCCCUUUUCAAUUCUUUGAGCAUUACAAGUAAAUUACAUUCCCUUUUAUUUUACUGAAGUUUCAGCAAAAAUAAUUUAAAAAAACAGAUUAAAACUGGAUAAAUUAAAACCAAAACUAAAAUGGCACUCAGUGAGCGCAUACCUCUGCCAAGGCCCAACAAUCCUACACAUGAUUGUGAUUGAUACUAACUUAUCUUUUUGUCAUUAAAAAUUAAAAGAAAGUUGAAAAAAAGACCAUCUGCAUCUACACCCGUCCCUCCACUACAUUUGGCGGAAACUUGUUGAGUAGUUUUUGUGUAAUCCUGCUAAUAAAUAAACCAAGAAACAAACAAUCAGACGCAGGUGAAAACAUACAAACACACGAGGUAAAUGGUAACUGACUGCAUUGGUUUGUAAUUUGGGUGAAGUGACGUACCUGACUGACCUUGAAGAGCCGUUGCAAAUAUUUUCAUUUGUGCUUUAAUUUAGAGUUAAACGUUUAAUAGACAGAUCUCUAUGUGAGAUUUCAAUCAAAGAGAAUUUGUGUAAAUUUUGGCGUACAAAUAUUUCAUAUUCUCAAAAACACCCUUUGGUGUAAUUUAUCACCAUAAGGUAAAUGACUGUAAGAGGCAUAUGUGCUGAGCUGCAGCACAAAUGAUCAGAGAUAUCUGGCUCCAUUCAACACAGUCCUCUCUGAAAUGUCACAGUCGGAAAAGCACGGACGUAAACAAUGAAAUGAAAAAUGGCUGGAUUCCAUUUAGCUGCUUGCGGCUCAGGGAGCUGGUGCUGUGCAUGCUGGCUCACUGUCACGGCUUACUGGGGCAUUUUAAUAGCAAACACCCAUCAAUAAUGCUAUCAGUGACACCGGUGCUCUUCCUACAAUGGUAAGUCAAAGGGUCUGAGUCCCACCAGCAAGUAAUGAAGGCUCCUUUAUGUACUGUAUAAUGUUGGCUAAUGGCUAUGAAUGCAGUAUCUGUUCUUUCGAAGGACAUACCUCUGAACAUAAAGAAAAAAAACACAUAAGUCUGCAUUAUUUAUGUAAAUAUAUUUUUAUAAGUCUGUGUUGUUUAUAUCUUGUUUCUUUCUCAUCCACAUCCUGCAGUGCUCCCUGAGGCAGAAUAUCGUACAAAAGACUCAAAUGUUUGUUUUUGCAGCUCAUGUAAAUUUAUUUGUUAUUUUUCAUUAAAAUAUACACUCAA
This is a messenger RNA of Hippoglossus stenolepis (Pacific halibut), 3774 nucleotides long. Its product is annotated as Glyco_hydro_56 domain-containing protein. The coding region runs from base 349 to 2073 and encodes 574 amino acids. Gene Ontology annotation, biological process: carbohydrate metabolic process; hyaluronan catabolic process. Gene Ontology annotation, molecular function: hyalurononglucosaminidase activity. Lineage: Eukaryota; Metazoa; Chordata; Actinopteri; Pleuronectiformes; Pleuronectidae. The transcript has 8 exons. The record is from RefSeq and is a predicted model, not a curated record.